This is a messenger RNA of Sorex fumeus (smoky shrew), 966 nucleotides long. RefSeq names its product SWI5 dependent homologous recombination repair protein 1 (gene SFR1). The record is from RefSeq and is a predicted model, not a curated record. Gene Ontology annotation, biological process: double-strand break repair via homologous recombination; positive regulation of DNA-templated transcription. Bases 237 to 902 code for a protein of 221 amino acids. Gene Ontology annotation, cellular component: Swi5-Sfr1 complex. The transcript has 4 exons. NCBI's taxonomy places the organism in Eukaryota, Metazoa, Chordata, Mammalia, Eulipotyphla, Soricidae.
UGCUGGCGUUCUGGGCGGCUAGUGCUCGUCUGCGAGCAGGACUUCGUCGGGGGUCGCGUUCCCUUUCUGCUGUCAGGGACUCUUUCAGCCCACCUCAGGCCUCCUCUCUCGAGGCGUCAUGUGGGUUCUCGGCAAUGGCGGGGAGGACGGGAGGACUCCUCCCUCUGGCUUCUUCCUUUGUUGGCUGACACACCCUUUUUGACACUCCCUAGCUAAGCUGGGAUUUCGCGGUCAAGAUGGAAAGCCCGUCCGCUUCAGCUGUGGCUUUACCCUGCAACUCGCCGUCCUGCACCAGUAGCCAACGUGUGCCUGGGACACUGAGGGAACGGUUACAGAAAACAAGGUCUUCAUUCAGUUCCUCUCACUGCGUGGUUAAACGUCUUCGAGUCGACGAUGAUGAGGAGGAGUCAAACCUUGCCGACAGACCGGCAUCUUCAACAGAGGAGAGUCAUUCUGAAUGUGAACGUUUUGAGCACGUAGACAGCGACUUUGAAAGAAGUGUCCUUUUGGAAAGUAGUUCCAAGAAUACCACUGCAUGUGAAUCUAAAUCAUUUGACAGUGGACCAUGCAGUGAUCUCCAGAAUGACUCUGCGAAUGAGAAUCUUCAUAAAGAAGGAUUAAAUGAAGAAAAGACAAAUUUGGUGAAACAGAUUCAGGAGAAAGAAGAACUUCUUCGAAGGCUAAAAUUAGUCAAAAUGUAUAGAUCAAAGAAUGACCUAUCUCAGUUACAGUUGUUAAUAAAGAAGUGGAGAAGCUGUAGCCAGCGCUUGCUCUAUGAGUUGCAGUCGGCUCUGUCUGAGGAGAACAAGAAACUAAGCCUUACUCAGUUGAUAGACCACUAUGGGUUAGAUGAUAAGUUAUUACACUAUAACAGAAAUGAAGAAGAAUUUAUCGAAGUUUAAUUCAUUUUUAUCUCCAGAGUAUCAUUGCUAGCAUCUGGUUCUAACACAUUUUAAAGAAAACUUA